CCGAGACGAAGAAACAGAAAACAAGAAACAAAAUGGACUCCAAAACUUUCUCUCUCGCAUUCGUCAUCUGCAUUUCAUUAAUCUCUUAUUUUCACCCCGCAACUUCCCAAACGAUCCCAAACAACCCCUUCUCUUUCUUAACGUCUGCGAGUUUGCCGAAGCUCAGCGCGGAGAGGCUGAUCAGAUCCUUCAAUUUGCUUCCUAAGCAUGACGUUAACAUCGUCGCUGGAGACACCCCCGAUGGCACGAGGCUGGUCGAGAGGCAAUUCAAUUUUCCGGCGGUUCUCUCCGGCGGAGAAUCCGGUGGUCCGUCGGUUAAGGAGUUCGGCCACCAUGCUGGGUACUACAGACUCCCCCACUCAAAAGCCGCAAGGAUGUUCUACUUCUUCUUCGAGUCACGGAGCAGCAAAACCGAUCCGGUUGUGAUCUGGUUAACCGGCGGACCGGGUUGCAGCAGCGAACUCGCUUUGUUUUACGAGAACGGGCCGUUCACGAUCUCUAACAACUUGUCCCUUUCUUGGAACGAUUUCGGUUGGGACAAGGCUUCGAAUCUAAUCUACGUGGACCAACCGAUCGGGACCGGUUUCAGCUACUCCUCGGACAAGAGAGAUCUUCGACACGACGAGGAUGGUGUCAGCAACGACUUGUACGAUUUCUUGCAGGCGUUUUUUAAAGAGCAUCCUCAGUUCGCGAAGAACGAUUUCUACAUAACCGGAGAAUCCUACGCCGGGCAUUACAUCCCGGCGUUGGCUUCAAGGGUUCACCGAGGAAACAAGAACAAAGAAGGAACUCACAUCAAUCUCAAGGGUUUUGCUAUCGGUAACGGGUUAACCAAUCCCGAGGUCCAAUACAGUGCAUACCCAGACUAUGCUUUGGACAUGAAGUUGAUCACGGAAUCCGAACACGAAACCAUCAAGAAACAAUAUCCUGCAUGCCAGCACGCCAUCAAAGAAUGUAGCAUGGACGGUGGAGAAGAUGCUUGCGGAUCUGCUUACUACGUCUGCAACGAUAUCUUCCAAAAGAUCAUGCAGAUUGCUGGAAGCGUAAAUUACUAUGAUGUGAGGAAGCAAUGCGAAGGAAGCUUGUGCUACGAUUUCUCGAACAUGGAAGCGUUCUUGAACCAGAAAUCGGUUAGGAGCGCCUUAGGAGUGGGAGAUAUCGAGUUUGUGUCGUGCAGUUCGGCGGUGUAUGAUGCAAUGCAGAUGGAUUGGAUGCGGAAUCUCGAGGCCGGGAUCCCAACUCUUCUUGAAGAUGGCAUCAAAGCCCUCGUUUACGCCGGAGAAUACGAUCUUAUCUGCAACUGGCUCGGAAACUCGAAGUGGGUUCACGCGAUGGAGUGGUCAGGGCAGAGAGAUUUUGUCUCGGCAUCGACGAUUCCGUUUCUGGUAGACGGUACACAGGCCGGUUUAAUGAAGAACCACGGUCCACUCACCUUCCUCAAGGUUCACGACGCAGGACACAUGGUUCCAAUGGAUCAACCAAAAGCUUCACUGCAAAUGCUGCAGAAUUGGAUGGAAGGGAAACUCGGUACGACCCAAGGCCGGACCGCUCCUCUGUAACUUCGUACCGAACCGGAGAAUAUUAUUAUAUGUUAUUACAAAGUUUGUUAAAAAAUAAUAAUGUUUUGUUAUUCUUUUCAUAUAUAGCAAUUUAAUUUAAUGAUAUGUUUCUCAACUGAUAUGUUCCCAUCUCCCCCUUUCAUGGUUUCACUGUUGUUAUUUAGGGAUGGAGAAUUUUAAUUUUAAAAAGGUUUUUUAUUUUUA
This is a messenger RNA of Tarenaya hassleriana, 1763 nucleotides long. RefSeq names its product serine carboxypeptidase-like 48. The transcript has 9 exons. Gene Ontology annotation, cellular component: vacuole. The record is from RefSeq and is a predicted model, not a curated record. Gene Ontology annotation, biological process: proteolysis. Gene Ontology annotation, molecular function: serine-type carboxypeptidase activity. Lineage: Eukaryota; Viridiplantae; Streptophyta; Magnoliopsida; Brassicales; Cleomaceae. Bases 33 to 1559 code for a protein of 508 amino acids.